Messenger RNA from Lodderomyces beijingensis, 411 nucleotides. NCBI's taxonomy places the organism in Eukaryota, Fungi, Ascomycota, Pichiomycetes, Serinales, Debaryomycetaceae. The record is from the annotation of a GenBank genome assembly.
AUGAAGGACAACGACAAUAUCUCAAGUCAAGACUAUGACUCCACUGGAAAGCCAAAAGCUAGAGAAGAUCCAAAUUCUCCCGGUGAAGAGCCAGACCCUUUGGAACUACGGAAAUUGUCACUAACCUACGACUAUCUAUUGUUCAAAAUCAGGGACCACAUCAAGACCCUCACAGACCAAACUUAUGCGGCAGUACUACAACGACAGGAGCUCAUCAGCAAGGACUAUCUAGAAGAUCAAUUACAACUAUCGAAACAGUAUAAAGAUAUUGAAGAGUUGAUACGCACUUGCGACGAUCUUGAGGCCGAAUUUAUGAAAAUCGAUCAGCUAGAAAUGUUCAUUGAGGGGUUCAAGGAACGGCUAGGUAUUUUGGAGAGAAGACUUGAUACCAUCAGAACAGAAAAUAUUUAG